AUGGGUUUAAGAGAAUCGCUGGGCAAGAGAUCACAUGAAGUGACACCAGCUUCGGAGUAUCAACGUAAGAGAUUUAGAUCGCCUCAAGGUGAUCAAACGUCUUCUAACAGAAAAGUCAUUUUGCCUAUCUUCGAGCCAUCGGGCUUGUUGGCGCUAGAUUCUCACAGCAAAGAAGGCAUACAACUGCAACAUGUUGAACCUCACGACUCAGUUUCUCCGACUGCAUUUUACGUCAAAAAUUCGGUCCCACUGCGAAAGCAGACUCAUUUCCAGGCCAUUGUCUAUGACGACUCAGAUGAGGCGUACGCUGCUAAGUUUGAUUUGCUGGAUCGAAGUAACUACCUUGUUGGCAGGAAAUUGACUUUUGACGAUAAGCUCGAAGAAGAGAAUGACGACAGUCGGGAAAUAGUCCUGGCGCAGAUUCCAAUUCCCGAAGAAACCUGUUCUAAACAGCACUGUGUAAUUCAGUUCAGAAAUCGGGAGGGUCGAUUAAAGCCGUAUGUUAUUGAUCUCGACUCGUCAAACGGGACGCUCUUAAACGGCGUGGCUCUUCCCAGAGCUCGCUAUGUCGAACUGAAAAAUGAGGAUGUGUUGAGGUUCUCCACUAAUGAGUCAGAGUCUGGCCACUUUCUGAUGUUCUUAUCGGCCUGA
Messenger RNA from Lachancea nothofagi CBS 11611, 651 nucleotides. The record is from the annotation of a GenBank genome assembly. NCBI's taxonomy places the organism in Eukaryota, Fungi, Ascomycota, Saccharomycetes, Saccharomycetales, Saccharomycetaceae.